Molecule: messenger RNA, 3321 nt
Organism: Recurvomyces mirabilis
Lineage: Eukaryota; Fungi; Ascomycota; Dothideomycetes; Mycosphaerellales; Teratosphaeriaceae
Gene: DEF1
Product: RNAPII degradation factor
Exons: 2
Coding region: 1-3321 (1106 amino acids)
Cellular component (GO): cytoplasm; nucleus
Molecular function (GO): ubiquitin binding
Source: RefSeq, a predicted model, not a curated record
AUGUCGGAAAUCGACUCGCGGCCUGCGCCAUCGCGCGGCAGGAGUUCAACCAGAGGGGGCAGGGGUGGCUUUGGCAGAGGUGGACCUCGCGGCGGUAGAAAGCCUACCAAUGGCACCGGUGCAGAAACAGCACAAAUGGACGACCUACUGGAGGAUCAGGGCGAGCUCGGCGAGAUGAAGAAGAAGUACUCCUCAGAACUGCCCAUGCUCAAGGACAUGUUCCCGGACUGGACCGAUGUUGACCUGGUAUUCGCUCUUGAGGAGGCCAAUGGUGAUGUCGGAGCUACUGCCGAGAAGAUCUCAGAGGGCUACGUAUCUCAAUUUGCUGAGGUCAAGAAGAACAAGGACCGGGCUCGCUCAAAAGCCAAGGACGAGCCAGCCAUGGCAGGUGCGACCGACAAGUCUGGUCUGCGUGGUGGACGAGGCCGAGGCGGCUUCGAUAGUGCUCGUGGUGGACGCGGCAGAGGCUCUGAUCGUGGCCGGGGCGGCACUCGUGGUGGGAGAGGUGGUCACGCGACCACGAAUGGCACGUUGAAAGACAGUGCGGCAACUUCCGUACCAACUCAGGAUUCGACUGCGUGGGAUAAUACGACUACUGCAGAAGCUGCGAACGGUGGAUGGGACACGCCGGCUGCAGAUACUACCAAAGAGGCUCCCGCCAGCACUGAGCAGCAAGGUUCGUGGGGUAGUACAGCUCCAGCGGAGAGCACGAUCGCUUCAGCUGUGGAGACUGCGAAGAGUAGUCUGAUUCCAGAGGGUGUGAAGAAGAGCUGGGCAAGCAUGUUCUCGAAGCCUGACCCUCCGCCUGCACCUGCACUGCCCAAGCAGGCCCCAGCUUCUGCGCAGCCUGCUCCUAUUGAGGAGUUCGCUUCUAGCGAGGUUCCGCCUGCGGAGGAGAAGGCAUUGGACAUUGAUAAGCAUGUUGUCGAAGAGCCGAUCACAUUGCCAUCCACCAUCGAGGAGCCACAGGCGGAUGCAUUCGCGGAGCCAUCUCCCGUACCUGCACAUUCAAUCGAUGGUGACGAUCUGGCAAUCACACCCUCAAAGGACCCGUUGACCGAGGAGAACGUCGAGCAUCUUCCUGAUCAGUCCAACCCACCCGCGACCCAGACUGUUGCCAGCACUGUCGGCUCAGUCGAGACCCGCAAUCUUACUCCACUUCCAGGCCAGCUUCCGGCGCCCAUUGGUACUAGUCGUCCUCCGAUGGGUGGCUAUGCUGCGAGCGCGUACCGAGCAACGGGCCAAGCAAACAGGAGUGCAAGCUAUCAGAGGCGUGUACAGGAGCAGCAGGAGGCAGUGGUUAUGCCUGGCCACAAUGCAGUAGACAGGGCAGCUGUGCAGUUCGGUAGCAUGGGUUUGAGCGGAGAACCAGGUCUAGAUGUGGACGAGGAAAGGGAGGAGCCCGAGACGCAACAAGCGCUUCAGCACUCACCACCUUCGCAACCAAGGACUUCUCUGCCACCAGCACCUCGCCAGGCACAAGAGCCAACGCGUCCGGAAGGCCUGCCAACACCCAAGCAAGCUCCAGGGCUGCCACCAGCAUCUGAGCACAAUCAACAGCAGAUGCAGAAUGCCACGAUGGCACCAGGCUUGACACAAGAUCAAGCCCAGAUGAAUCCCAACUAUGCGCAGUAUGGUCGCUACCCUCAACAAAGUCUGCAGCAGGACAACAGCUCCCAGCAGCAGCAGAAGCCGUAUGAUCCUUUCAGCCAGCAAAUUCAGCAGCAGUAUGAUCAUUACGGGACCCACCAAGCUCAUCAGCAACAACAGCAGUCCCAACAGCCCAGCCACGCCGGUUUCGGCGGGCUCUCUUCAGCACCAAACGAGUAUCAGUCGUACUACACCUCCAACGAGCAGCAGCGCAAUGCAUACAACCAAUACUACGGUGGCGGCUAUGGACAGCAGGAUGGAGGUAGGGCCCAACAGCUCCAGCACGAGGCUGGCCUGGCACAACACCGCUCUGCCAGUGGCUUUGGUACAGGACCGAACGAGUCCGCUUACGGCGCACAAGCGCAACAACAGGUUAGUAUUCCUACUUCUUUACGCGCGUUGCGACAAAGUUCGCAUCCUUCAGAUUGCGAUUCAAUCGAUUCAGCGGCGAUUCAGAGUAUCGGCAAGUCACAAUACAGCAUUUUGCCUGGAGCACAGCAAAUGCAGCCACGCACUUCAGCGAUACAUCCUGAUCUGCAAGUCGAAGUGUCUCGUCUCGUACAGUCACAAUCGCAGCCAAAUCUCGGGACGCUCGAAACCCUGCACACUGAUCUCGAUGACCCUGACCGCCAAGCCCCUGCAGUGCUUUCAUCUCCCAUCCCUACAACUCAGUCACGCUACGGUGAGACACCAGGCUCCGGCCACAACACACCCAACCCACACCUCAGCGCUGGUCAACCUCAGCAGCAGCUCGGCGGAAAUGCCUCGCAACAGGCACAGCAGCAGCAGAUGCAUCAAGCCCAAGGCGGUCAUCCGCAACAGCAGCAGCCGAGUGGCUAUGGAGCGAAUGCAGGCUACCCGUACGGUCACCCUUACUAUCAGAGCCCGUACCAAACAGCUUACCAGAAUCAAUUCGGCAGUCAAUAUGGUGGCGGUUACGGCGGCGGUCAGUCCGGCGGCUAUCCCUCAGGUAACAAGCAGCAGCAGCAACAAGGCGGCAUGUACGGCGCACCAAGUGGGUACGGCGGUAUGGGCGCCCACUCGUCUUACGAUCAGCACUCCUCUUCGCCAGCCAACGCGGGUGCCUUCGGCCAAAACCAGCAGAGCUCCAUGCGUAGCGCUAGCGGCAUGAGCUCGGGUCUUGGCGGCAAUCUGGACGAUUACAGUCGCUCUGCUAUGCAGACUUCCCAGCAGAACAGCGGCUUCGGUGGGCUUAAUGAUCCCUUCGCACGCUCGACUUCCGGUUUCGGUGCCCAGGGCGGCUAUGGACAGCAGAGCAUGGGCGGCCAAGCAGAAGACACGCUCAAACCCUACAACGAUACCAAGAGUGGGCCGUCGCCUGCUUUGGGUCAACCGGGACGUCCUGGCUCCGCGGCUAAUAGUGCUGGUUCCGCGCAGCAGCAGCAGCAGCAGCAGCAGUCCGGUCUCCAGCAUCAGCAGAGCCAGCAGUCUGGUUUCGGCGGAUACGGCGGUUUCCCAUCUCAGGCUGGUGGGCAGUACGGUGGUCUCGGUGGCUUGGGCUCUCAUCAGCAGCAGCAGCAGGGUCAGCAGCAGAGCCAGGGGAUGGGCGGACAGGGCGGGUAUGCUCAGUACGGCGCUGGUGGAUUCGGGCAGACGUAUGGGAAUUAUGGAUCUCGCGGGGGAUGGGGAUCGAAUUACGGCGCUCAUUAG